Molecule: messenger RNA, 327 nt
Organism: Miscanthus lutarioriparius
Lineage: Eukaryota; Viridiplantae; Streptophyta; Magnoliopsida; Poales; Poaceae
Source: the annotation of a GenBank genome assembly
AUGGCGGCGGGCGCGGGCGAGAGCCAGGAGGUGGAAAGACUCCUCUCCUACGCCGACGAUCUCCUGGGCGUCUUCCGCGUCAGCACCGACCGCGACGGCAACGCGCAGGUCGGCGCCGGAGCGCGGAGGCUGGUGUCCGCCUGCCGAUCCGAGUAUGACGACCUCGAGCUGCAGAUCAAAGAGUAUCAGGAAAAAAUAGACUCCUGCAAAGAAAAGAUUGACAAAGCAAAAGUGGAAACCAUUGCUGACGAUGAACUUAAUGCACUGCAAAGCAAGAUGGAAGAAAAACUGCAGGAAGAGAAGCAGCUUCGCGAAGAGUUAAGAUAA